AUGGCGGACCUGCAAGACCAAGAGUUAACACAUGUCGAAAUUGCUCGGGUCAUUAGAGAUAUCGCCGAAGGAGUGAAUAAUGAAAAUAUUGAUCUGAUGAAGCUACGAUUAGACUACGUGAAUAGGAUGAGUGUAACUUUGGGUUUACCGGAGGAAGUAAUAAAUGCAUUGUCGUUAGUGUAUCAACAGUUAGACAGAAUGGCGGAACGAAUGGUCGAAAGCCGAGAUGUUGAUGUGCAGUAUCGCCCUUCCGUUAUUUGUUCCGGUCGUGGAAGACCUAGAAUUUCUAUAUCGCAGGAGCAAUUAUCGUUUUUAGUUGACCAGGGUUUUACUGUCAAAGAAAUGAGUAGCAUUUUGGGUGUUGGGCAGCGUACAGUAGAAAGAAGGCUCGCUGCAUUCGACCUAAGCAUUAAAGGUGAGCAAAUGCGGGCAACAUAUGACAGGCACAGUGAUUUUCCUGUGCAACAUUGUUGCGUUGCACGUUUAGGUAUAAAAGCUGGAGUAAUUCGAGCAACAAAAUUGCAGCAACUUGCAACAAAACCUGAUUUCAACGCAUGUUAAGUAGAGAUUUUGUUGCUCGUAUUACUCCAUCUUAAAUGUACGUAUUAUCGCCUACAAAUUUCGACCAAUAAACAUUAAGGUCGAUAUAAAUUAACAAAUACGUCAUAUAUGCAACAUUAACUUCCACUUGCAAAUGUCUGAGAACACAGGUGAAAUGGAGUAGUUUAAGCCAAGAUUGACCAACCGAGGAAACAGUCCGAAUCUUACAAGCUUGAUUGCAUUAUGAAUUAAAUAUAAUUUGUGUACCUGAUUUAGCUACAUACAGCAACAUUAAUGAUGAAGAUCUAGAUGAACUUGUUAAUGCGGUACAGAAUGAAAACAGCUCCACUGGAAUACGAAUGUUGAAGGGCUACCUUUUUAGCAAAGGUUACAGAAUUCAAAGAGAGCGAAUUAGACAAUCAUUAUUAAGAACCGAUCCAACUGGUGCGGUGCAACGAUGGAAAAAUGCAGUAAAGAAAAGAAAGUAUAGCGUCUUCUCGCCACUGGCUCUUUGGCACAUAGACGGGCAUCACAAGUUGAUUCGGUACAACUGUCAAGUUUUGCAUUAUACUCAAAAUAAAUAAUGUUGAAUGACAGGGAAGUUUUUUCUAUUUUCCAUUUUUUUUCCAGGUGGAGGAUAGUUGUGCACGGUGGUGUAGAUGGCUACUCUAGGAUACCGGUUUACAUUCACGCGUCAAACAAUAACAGAGCUGAUACAGUUCCCCAAUUGUUUUUGGGAGCUGUUGAUGAAUAUGGCCUACCGUCACGAGUCCGUUCCGACAAAGGAGGGGAAAAUGUUGACGUUUCUUGGUACAUGUUGACACAUGAGCAGAGGGGGCCACAUCGCGGAAGCAUGAUAACUGGUAUUGAAUUGCAAAUGUGCAUUUCAAUUAGCCUUUCUCACGCCAGCUACAAUUUUUGGGUGGCAACCUUGUUAGUAAUAGUAAACAUUGAAAAUGACCUUUCUAUAAAUAUAGUUAUGCGGUAUAAUCAUAAAUCUAUUUACAGUUACAAAUUUCAAAAAUUAGUUUCACAUCGCUUAGCUAUACUACUUCAUGUUUUUAUAAAAUAGUACCCAAAAAUGGCGAAUUUAAACCUUCGUGGGAAAGGCUAAUUUCUGUACUCUGCAUUAUUACCUUUUUUUUCAUAAAAUCAACAAAGGAAAUCCUUAUUUUUUAAUGUACAAACACUUUUAAUGACAUUUACAGGUAAGAGUACUCAUAACCAGAGGAUAGAAAGGCUAUGGAGAGAUGUGUUUCAAGGGUGCCUUUACCUGUUUUAUGACAUCUUUUAUGCAUUAGAGAGGUUUGGUAUUCUUGAUCAUGAAAAUGAAGUGCAUUUAUGGUGUCUACAUUUUGUAUUUCUUCCGGUUGUAAACAACCAUCUUCAAUCGUGGAGACAAGCCUGGAUACACCAUCCUUUAAGAACUGAACGAAACAUGAGUCCAAUACAACUCUGGGUUAAAGGACUUCACAUGGUUUGCAGAAGUGAUUCAACUGCACCAAGGGAAGUGUUUCAGGUAAUCACGUCUUUGCGUACAGUAUAGUUCUUUAUCUGAUUAUUUUGAUGGAGUUGGAAAUUAUUAGGUAAAACGUAACUGAAUUGAAAAUUUUAAUAAAACCUAUGGCUACAUAUGUAAACCGUAUGUCAUCAAAUUUUAUUUUUUGAUAAUAAAGUCAGUGUAAUCUCUCUUUCAGGGCGACUUUUUAAAUUAUGGGGUGGACUACGAAGGGCCUGUUCCAUUGCAGGAAUCAGAAAGAGUAGAGGUUCCAGAAACCAUGUGCCCUCUUGAGACAGAAGAAAUGGAAAACAUCUAUCAGUUCUCUGCCCAAGAUGGAAUGAGUAUGGAUGAAAUUGUAGAAAAAUACAUCGAUGCAGUCGACUUUGUGACUCGCUUGCUGCAGGGGUAG
Molecule: messenger RNA, 2450 nt
Organism: Paramuricea clavata
Lineage: Eukaryota; Metazoa; Cnidaria; Anthozoa; Malacalcyonacea; Plexauridae
Source: the annotation of a GenBank genome assembly